This is a messenger RNA of Piliocolobus tephrosceles (Ugandan red Colobus), 2277 nucleotides long. RefSeq names its product solute carrier family 27 member 1 (gene SLC27A1). Gene Ontology annotation, molecular function: oleoyl-CoA ligase activity; long-chain fatty acid transmembrane transporter activity. The transcript has 12 exons. Bases 325 to 2193 code for a protein of 622 amino acids. The record is from RefSeq and is a predicted model, not a curated record. Gene Ontology annotation, cellular component: mitochondrial inner membrane; endoplasmic reticulum membrane; plasma membrane. Gene Ontology annotation, biological process: long-chain fatty acid import into cell; long-chain fatty acid metabolic process; medium-chain fatty acid transport. NCBI's taxonomy places the organism in Eukaryota, Metazoa, Chordata, Mammalia, Primates, Cercopithecidae.
GGUAGAGGCAGGACCAGGAAGAAAGGGGACAGGACGUGAAGGAUAAUUCGGGGAUCAAGGAUAGAGGCUAAAUGCAGGCAUACGGCGAGGCCAGUGACCGACAGGGUGGACUUGCUGGCUCUGGGGGCGGGGACUGUUGUAAGAUUGGCAGGGAAGGAUGGACUCAAAAAUAUGGAAUAGAGCUGACGCAGAGUCUGAGGCGGAUCCUGGCCAGGACCUGGCCAAUCCCAGGCCUGGGGCCGGGGUCUGGUUCCUAGUUAGCGGGCGGGUGUUAAAGCCUGGAAAGGGGGCGAUGCCUGGCCUGAGGAGUUGACCAAUCCCAGGAUGCGGGCUCCGGGUGCGGGUGCGGCCUCGGUGGUCUCGCUGGCGCUGUUGUGGCUGCUGGGGCUGCCAUGGACCUGGAGCGCGGUAGCGGCGCUCGGCGUGUACGUGGGCAGCGGCGGCUGGCGUUUCCUUCGCAUCGUUUGCAAGACCGCGAGGCGAGACCUCUUCGGUCUCUCUGUGCUGAUCCGCGUGCGCCUGGAGCUGCGGCGGCACCAGCGUGCUGGCCACACCAUCCCGCGCAUCUUUCAGGCGGUGGUGCAGCGACAGCCCGAGCGCCUGGCGCUGGUGGAUGCCGGGACCGGCGAGUGCUGGACCUUCGUGCAGCUGGACACCUACUCCAAUGCGGUAGCCAACCUCUUCCGCCAGCUGGGCUUCGCACAGGGCGACGUGGUGGCCGUCUUCCUGGAGGGCCGGCCCGAGUUUGUGGGGCUGUGGCUGGGCCUGGCCAAGGCGGGCAUGGAGGCCGCGCUGCUGAACGUGAACCUGCGGCGCGAGCCCCUGGCCUUCUGCCUGGGCACUUCGGGCGCUAAGGCCCUGAUCUUUGGAGGAGAAAUGGCGGCAGCGGUGGCCGAAGUGAGCGGGCAUCUGGGGAAAAGUUUGAUCAAGUUCUGCUCUGGAGACUUGGGGCCCGAGGGCAUCUUGCCGGACACCCACCUCCUGGACCCGCUGCUGAAGGAGGCCUCUACUGCCCCCUUGGCACAGAUCCCCAGCAAGGGCAUGGACGAUCGUCUUUUCUACAUCUACACGUCGGGGACCACUGGGCUGCCCAAGGCUGCCAUUGUCGUGCACAGCAGGUACUACCGCAUGGCAGCCUUCGGCCACCACGCCUACCGCAUGCAGGCGGCUGACGUGCUCUAUGACUGCCUGCCCCUGUACCACUCUGCAGGAAACAUCAUCGGCGUGGGGCAGUGUCUCAUCUAUGGGCUGACAGUCGUCCUCCGCAAGAAAUUCUCGGCCAGCCGCUUCUGGGACGACUGCAUCAAGUACAACUGCACGGUGGUUCAGUACAUCGGUGAGAUCUGCCGCUACCUGCUGAAGCAGCCGGUGCGCGAGGCGGAGAGGCGACACCGCGUGCGCCUGGCAGUGGGGAACGGGCUGCGUCCAGCCAUCUGGGAGGAGUUCACGCAGCGCUUCGGCGUGCGCCAGAUCGGGGAGUUCUACGGCGCCACCGAGUGCAACUGCAGCAUUGCCAACAUGGACGGCAAGGUUGGCUCCUGUGGUUUCAACAGCCGCAUCCUGCCCCACGUGUACCCCAUCCGGCUGGUGAAGGUCAAUGAGGAUACGAUGGAGCUGCUGCGGGAUGCCCAGGGCCUCUGCAUCCCCUGCCAGGCUGGGGAGCCUGGCCUCCUCGUGGGCAAGAUCAACCAACAGGACCCGCUGCGCCGCUUCGACGGUUAUGUCAGCGAGAGCGCCACCAGCAAGAAGAUCGCCCACAGCGUCUUCAGCAAGGGCGACAGCGCCUACCUCUCAGGUGACGUGCUAGUGAUGGACGAGCUGGGCUACAUGUACUUCCGGGACCGUAGUGGGGAUACCUUCCGCUGGCGAGGGGAAAAUGUCUCCACCACCGAGGUGGAGGGUGUGCUGAGCCGCCUGCUGGGCCAGACAGACGUGGCCGUCUAUGGGGUGGCUGUUCCAGGAGUGGAGGGUAAGGCAGGGAUGGCAGCCAUUGCAGACCCCCACAGCCUGCUGGACCCCAACGCCAUGUACCAGGAACUGCAGAAGGUGCUGGCACCCUAUGCCCGGCCCAUCUUCCUGCGCCUCCUGCCCCAGGUGGACACCACAGGUGCGAGUCUCCCCCACCCCAACCUCUCUCUUCAUCCAUCAGCAUGUCUGUUGAUUCGUGUCUUGGUCCAUCUCGUGUUGCUCUAAAAGAAUAUCUGGCUGGGUGCGGUGGCUCACGCCUGUAAUCCCAGCACUUUGGGAGGCAGAGGUGGGUGGCUCACCUGAGGUCAG